AUGAGGCUGAUUUUUGUCCUGCCCCUGCUGUUGCUGCUGCACUUGUGCCAAGCGUUCAACUGGAAGAAUCUCCAAAAUGUACAUUGGACAGUCAGGGAGUGUACCCUCUCCUUGAUUGCUCUGAUCGAGGAAGCGGAAAGGAUUCGAUUGGGUGAAAGGAACGAUGAGAGGAUGGCCCAAAUUGUGGAAGAAAUGAAGAAGGAGAGACAGAUGUUGCAGGAAUUGUACUUUUCAAUUCGUCACUUGUUUUCUUCACUAGGGUUAACAUUUAGGAAGGAGCUGUAUCUGUUUGGUGUGGCGGAGGGAAGCGUGAGUGAAGAGAAGGCCAAACAAGGGGAAAAAAAAGAAGACAACACAAGAGGAAAGCGCUUCACCGAUGAGAAGCACCUACAAGGUGUAAAAACACAAAGGGACCUGAAGGCCCUCCUUGACGAAAUGAUCAAUUACUACAAAAAAAAUUUCAUUCAGAGUAAACCAUCCAUAAGUUGCUCCUACAUCAAUCAGAAGAACUCCCUGCGGAAGCAAAUUGAAAUUGUUAGAUACACCCACAGCUACGUAGCGACAAAGCUGUAUUAUCGAGAUUAUUCGAAAUAUUUCGAACGUUUUCUGGGAAGCCAAAGGGACAUGGCUAACGUCCUCUUUAAUCCUUCUUUGGACAUCAAGGAGGAUGUCUAUUCGGGUUUUUACGCCAACUACGGUGGGUUAAUAGCGGAUGAGCGGCAAAUCGGGGCAACGCCUCGGACGGAAGAUGGACCAAAGGGAAAGCCGCCAGACAGCUUAAUGAAUGAACCGCAAGAUGGACCAAAGGGUAGACUGCCAAGCUGCAGCGAUGACUACAAAAGCAUUUCUGGAGAAAAAUGCACCCAGGAGUUUUCCCAAAUUGUAAAAAAUAUGUUGCAUAAUUUUGAGGCGUCGCUGGAAGGCUACAUUCACAGCUCCGUGGUGGAAAUGAGAAAACAUAUGAUACAGGUGGAAGAGCAGCAGGAGGGGAAAAACUACUGCAGAGACUUGGAGAAUGAACUCGAGGACAAGAGUUACGAUAGAAUAUCGCUGGAAGAAAUUCAACGAUUUGAACAAUUGGCAAAAAAUUACUUGAACAAGGAACUGGAUACGUUCGUGGAAAGGGAGAAGAAAAAAAUGUAUCGAAGGAGAAACUUCUUCGAGAAGAGGGGCCCGCGGCAAGUGGAGCUCACCGGGGGGGCGGAAAUCAAGCGCAUCUUUCAACUGCUAGAUGAGUACAUAAGCAUGUACUCCUUUGUGUAUGAGCACCUAAAGGACUACCAGAUAAACGUAAGGGACAUUUUCUCACUGGAUUAUAUUCGAGAAAACUCCAAAGACAACAGAGUCUACAUAGCAAAAAGAAUUGCACAGCAAAUGGAUGCACUGAACGGUUCCUUCUUGAAGUACAUAAAUGUGAAAAAUAGAUACGAGAAGUAUGUGGUGAAGGGCAUACAGAAGAGGAACUCGAUGAGCACCACUAAAAGAGGAGAGUCAGUUGAAGGAGGCAGCACGGAGAAGUCAGUCGAAGGAGAGGGUAACAGCGUUCCUGGAGAGGGACACCCCUCUUCACGCAACUUGAGGAAAAAGGACUUCCCAGAAUUGUGGGAAUCCACUUUGCAGAGUAGCAGUCACUCCUUUUUAAGCGAAGAAGACCAAGUGAAGAAAGACAAACUAAACGGGGAGCUAAUCCAGCGAGAGGACGAAUACUUAAAAAGGCUGCAGAACGUUGUGAAGCUUCUAACUCGAUACAAAAAAUUGAAAAACAAGAAAAUAAAAAUAAGGCACAUUGUAAAUAAAGGCGAAGUGGAGAUACACCCCAUUUUAUUUAAUCUCAAGUUGAGGAAAGAUCAAAUGGUAGGAUUUUACAAAAGCAUUCUUCUUUUUGGAAAAAUAUUUGUCGUAAAAAGGAUUGUACUUACUCUGAAAAUGAAGAUAUCCUUUUUGGGUAGAGUCACUCCGUCAGCCUUUCUCCUCAACAAUCGUUUUUUGCUUCACCUGUAUGAGAUCCACCUGGACCAUCUGCGAAGUAGCUACAAGAUUGGGGUGAACAAAGACUUCUGUCACGAUUUGACUCUUGAGAAUUUAGACGGCACGAUGAAGCAGGGGGACCUUUCUCACCUUCUCCUCAAGUACGUGAUCUACAUUUUCGGCCUCAAUUCCAAGUUUAUGAGUGAUCGCCUUGGGGUAGACAUUGGCCCCGGUGUGGGUAGCGAUUACAUUGGGGUGAGUAACGGCGCUAAUAAUGGGGAUAGAGACUUUGGUGAGGAUGACCCCCGUUGGUGCGCAAAUAACCUACGCGUGGUUUACGAGCUGGCAAGAAACUUCAUCAGAACGCCACUCGUCCACGCAGCAGAUUUUUUUAGAUCAAGCAGGGCAUCUCCAAACUGGGAGAGCAACACACACGAUGAGAAAGUAAAAAACGCCUUCAGACAAAUUCACUCCUACUUUUCCAGCAUAUUCAAUAGUGAUGAAAUUUUAGGGCAUAUUUUAAAAAAGUUCGAAAUCUGGGAGGAGCGCAGCUCCUCCGGUUGCUAUGACGGGCACUCCUGUUCCAUAGACAAUCCCAUCUACUCCAAGGAUAUGAUAAAGAAGUCGAUUUUUUACAACCUAAACGACAUAGGUGAUGAAUUCGACAUGAUAAACAAAGCGACUGUAACUUCUGUUAGCUCCUGCACGUCUUCCCUAUAUUCUUACGCCACUUCUUCCCCCUUGAAAUUUCCAUCCUAUCUGCUAAAUAAUGCACUAAUCAAGAACUCACUCUCCGAGACUUACAAAUAUACGCUAUACAAAAUGCAGGAGAGUCAAGUUUUCAAAUUGUACUCUAGAAUCAAGCGCACGAAUAUGACCCUCCUGGAGACUAUUUUUCUUCAUCUCAUUUUGAAUUUUGGGAUGACUCCCUACAAUAAGUUGAAGGGCACCAUGGUGAACUCCUUUUGCAGGAAGCAGGGUAGGGUAGAGGAGGAUGGGACUUCGAGUAAGGCUCAAACGGGACCACUCCAAUACAGGAAAAGAAAAAGGAACCUCGACAUGAUUCCACACAUCCGUUAUGUGCCAAACGGAGAGCAGCUGCAAGCAGGAUUAUCCAUUUCCUGCUCUGAGGUGAAGCAAAACGAUGAAAAGGAUUCAUAUAACAAAACGCAUACUAAAUGGUGGGACAGUAAAAGGGGAAGGAGUUAUUCCUCUUCGAAUAGGAAUGCCCCAAGUCAGCGGAUGAACCAGUUAGUAGACACCUGCGACUUACUAAAUGGAGACAAAAAAAAAAUUACAUCCUUUAAAGUGAAACACAUAGAAUACAUUCCUAACGGAAUAUCAUUCUUGACAACAGUGAUAGAAAAGCAAAACGUCAUGUCAGACUACGAACUGUAUGGCCUUUUUUUUCAAGGCGUGAGAGGGGAGGAGAAGAAGUACUUCUCUGAGGAGAAUAAGAAGUACUUCCCUGAGGAGAAUAAGAAGAAGCACUUCCCUGAGGAGAAUAAGAAGAAGUGCUUCCCUGAGGAGAAUAAGAAGAAGUACUUCCCUGAGGAUAAUUCAAAUGGGGUGAACUCGAAGGAGGACAUGUACUGCAGCGAAGAAAAAGUUGCAUAUUUCACCAUUGGGCAAUCUGCCGUUUAUCUUAGCGAACCGGUGGAUGUAGAAGAACCACUUAUCUUACCCAUGUUCCGCAAAAGUUUAGCUAGCCAAAAAGAAAUCCUCUUCGAAAGAGAAUCCAUGGAGCAGUACAAUAUGGUUCUAAGUUGGCUGUACAGGUCCCAGGAGAAAAAAAAUUGGAACCGCGAAAAGGUGAGAAAAAUAGAAAGGAAUAUUUCUAGUCUCAGCUGGAAAGCCAAAUUAUACGAAGAAAAUAUUUCCUACGUGAAGAACAAAAUGGAACAGAUGAAGCGUCCACCUAGGGGGGAGAGCGAUCGAUCAAGUGAUCUACAAAAGGAGUAUCAAAGGGAAGUUGCAAAUGCCGCACAGGAGAAGUACAACUCGUUGAUAGACAUUUAUAAAGACGUCGUGGAGAUGUUCCGAGAUAGAAAAAGCAAUCUGACCAAAUUGAAGAAGGAAAAAGAAAGGGAAGGCGAAAAAGAACAAGAAGAAGUAGAAGAAGAAGAACCCGGUGUAAACUACUACGGGUUAAGCAAGUAUUCCUUUCAGAGAAAACAUCAAGUGGAGGACCUGAACAUGCAUAUCUUCUACCACGAGCAAAUUAUGAAGUACUUCGAGAAGCAAAACAGAUGCUGUGAUGCGUACAUAAAGGAAAUGAAAAUCCAUCUUAAGUUUUUUCCUCAAGUUUGUUGCUCCAAUGGAGAGGAAAGAAACAACGAGAAGAAGAUACUCAAGUAUAUAUACAUCAGCAUCACCGACCUUUUGACCGACUUUAUACGAUGCGAAAAUAACACCUAUAGCUUGCUCAAGAAUCUGAAAAAAGUAAAAGACACCAUACACACAAUCAACAUUGUUAAUGCAAACCUACACAAAAAACAAAGAACGUUCCACCUCAGUACCAAAUAUUUUUACAGGGAAAAAAAAGAGGAAAACAUUUAUUUCUUCACAAAUAAAAUGGAAAAUAUAAAGACUUACAAAAUUUACAAACAACUUAUAGACAGUGUAAAUGAAGAUCUGAUGUUCAUCACUAACAUCAUGGUGAAAAAAAUGGAAGAGCGGAAAGAGCUUCUACAACAGGUGGAACGGAAGGUGCCUAUCCUACUGCACAUAAAACGGAUUCUCAACGAAGACAACGAGGUGGCGUCCAUUAAUGUUGAAACGUUAUAUGCAAACUUCUCUCAUGAAAAUAUGCUAAACUACGAUAAGGUGAAAAUUUUGGGGAAAAACUUUAAAAAGAAAAUCGCCAUUUAUAAACAUGUCUUGAAUGACAUCAGGUACUCCUUUGAGCAGGAACCUCAGGUCAGCAACGAUAAGAUGGCACUCUUUUACAACUUUGUGAAGUACGACCCUGAGGAGGAUACUGACGCGGUGCAGUUUGCGGAUGCGCUGUUGGCAUAUAACGAAGGGGGGAUUGAGGUGCCCCAGCGAGGGGAGGAUGCGAAGAACACGGAGGGGAAGCCCCUGACGAUGUACCAGGAAAUCUGGAGGAAGCUGAACGCGUCCAAGGGGGGCGAUGGGAAGAGCGCCAAGGAAAGACAUGACGACAGAGGUGAUGAUAGCGAUAGGGAUCUUUACGACGACUGGGAUGAGGAGGACUGGAUCGAAAGUAGGCUGAGGGCCGCAGCGGAGAGUGUGGAAAAGGACUGUAGAAAUAGGAAGUGCCCAUCCAACUCCUUCUGCUUCAUUCAAACGUUUAAUGAAAAUUGCUUGUGCUUCCUUAACUACAACAUGGUGGGGGAGAAGUGCAUUUUUAACGAACAUAAUACUUGCGAUGUGAAAAACGGGGGGUGCGAUUCGAAGGCAACGUGCGUGAUGAAAAAAAAUAGGGUAAUUUGCGUUUGCCCCAAGGGCACUAAGCCCAUAUAUGAGGGGGUCGUGUGCAACUUUUCUUUCGCCUCUUCAUUUUCGCAGGUGCUCCUUUUGUUCGCCAUUUUGGCGUUUGUCAUUGCGUAG
Messenger RNA from Plasmodium cynomolgi strain B, 5541 nucleotides. RefSeq lists its product as hypothetical. The record is from RefSeq and is a predicted model, not a curated record. NCBI's taxonomy places the organism in Eukaryota, Apicomplexa, Aconoidasida, Haemosporida, Plasmodiidae. Bases 1 to 5541 code for a protein of 1846 amino acids. The transcript is spliced from 2 exons.